Molecule: messenger RNA, 1441 nt
Organism: Rubroshorea leprosula
Lineage: Eukaryota; Viridiplantae; Streptophyta; Magnoliopsida; Malvales; Dipterocarpaceae
Source: the annotation of a GenBank genome assembly
CACCUCCAGUGAAAUGAAACUCACACCCAAGCUUACUGCUUUCUCCUUGGAUAUCUUGAAUGGUAUCCCAACAGCUGUAUCUUCAUAUUUUUCAUCGAGGUGCAAAUCUGGGUAUAAUUCAUCUAAGAUCUUCAACACCUCAGUUUUCUGCAGUUCUUUCAACCAAAGUAGUGGAUUCCGUAUCUUACCGACUGAUACAGUUGUUGAUAAGGCUUCUCCUCUUAUUAUUAGAAGUUUGUUUGAUAAAUUCUCUAUGGCUACUGGACUCGCUAUUAAUAGCUCAAAAAGCCAAAUGUUUUUUGGAGGUGUGUCAGAUGGAUUGAAAGGGCAUAUUCUAAAUCAAAUAGGGUUCAGUGAAAGGCAAUUACCUGUGAAAUAUUUGGGUCUGCCCCUUAUUUCCACAAAGCUUUCUGCUAUUACAUGCCAGCUAGUGGUGGAUAAAAUUAGACAUCGUAUCUGUUCCUGGACUUCCAAAUUUCUUUCUUACGCUGGCAGAAUUCAAUUGGUGAACUCUGUAUUGUUUCAUAUCCAAGUUUUUUGGAGUGGAGCUCUCUUGCUACCAAAGAAAGUUAUUAAGAGUAUUGAUGCUGCUUUUAGGAAUUUUGUUUGGACAGGAAAGUGGGAUCAAUCAGCAAUGGCACUUGUGGCUUGGUCAGAUAUUUGUGUUCUUAAAACUGAGGGAGGCUUAGGAGUUAAACAGUUAGCUAGUUGGAAUCGAGCUGCUUUGUGCAAAUAUAUUUGGCUAAUUUGUAAAAAGCAACAAGACCUUUGGGUACAAUGGGCUCAAGUAGUUCUACUAAAGGGGGAAAGCAUAUGGAAAGUAAAGUUACCAAAUGAUUGUUCCUGGUCUUGGAAGCAGAUUUUGAAGAUGAGAACUAGUAUUAAAGACCAAGUUUGGGUUCAAAUUGGGGAUGGUAGGCAGACAUCUCUUUUUUAUGAUCUGUGGUUGGAAGGUGGAAGAAUAUGCGGUCGGGUACAAGUUAGAGAAGAGUUGAUGGCAUGGGGGCAUGGCAGUGUUGUGGCUAAAUGGUGGAAUGCUGGAGCCUGGCAUAUGCCGGACAGUUUUGUUCGUAAGUACCCUUCCCUUGCCCAGUUAAUAUCAUCUAAAAGUCUCCAAGAUAGGGAGGACAAGGUCAUGUGGAGGCCUACUGUAUCUGGUUGCUUUUCUAUUGCUAGUUGCUAUAAUUUGUUGAGAGUUAAGCAACCAAAAGUUAAUUGGCAUAGGCUAGUUUGGUCAAGUGGAAAUUUUCCUCGGCAUAGUUUUAUUCUAUGGUUGGUUGUACGUGGUAGAUUGAAGACUAAAGUCUUCUUGGCAUCCAGGGGGAACCUUUGUCUUGGACAAAUGAAUGGAGAUGGAUGCUAUGACAUGGAAGAGGAAGAGCUAUUAUUAAGAGGAAGCUCCGUGCUGCACUAGCUGCCUCAAUAUACUACAUAUGGCAGG